Messenger RNA from Mangifera indica (mango), 2182 nucleotides. Its product is annotated as serine/threonine-protein kinase PEPKR2-like. Gene Ontology annotation, cellular component: cytoplasm; nucleus. Gene Ontology annotation, biological process: protein autophosphorylation; peptidyl-serine phosphorylation; intracellular signal transduction. Gene Ontology annotation, molecular function: calcium-dependent protein serine/threonine kinase activity; ATP binding; calmodulin binding. The transcript is spliced from 4 exons. Bases 503 to 1945 code for a protein of 480 amino acids. NCBI's taxonomy places the organism in Eukaryota, Viridiplantae, Streptophyta, Magnoliopsida, Sapindales, Anacardiaceae. The record is from RefSeq and is a predicted model, not a curated record.
CCCAAACCUCUUUACUUUUGUUCACUAAAAAAUCAUAAAGAAACUUAUUUUGGUAAAUGCUUGGUAAAAAAAAAAGCUAUUUUUUUCCCCCAAAUCUUAUCACCGGAGAUUUCUAGGGGUUCUAGUUGGAUUCUAUCCUCUGGAUUUCGUAUUUCGGAUUCGCAAAUAUUCGGUUACGUUCCGCUCUUAAAAGCCAUUGAUCGCUAGAGUUAGUAGCUAAGUCGGAUUUCGCCUUUUUGUUGUGGAAUCUGAUAAACCACGAAGAAAGGGAGUUGAAGGUUAUAUUUUGUAUUCUCGCAGAUUGGAACCGUUAUUGUCAUGUAUGUAUCAGACACUAAACAGAUGUUACUUUAUAAAUUGACAGAUCAUUAAACCUCAGUUUCAGAUGAAAAACUCUGAAGUGAAUUGCGGAAGAAUAAUGGGAUUUUUUAUAUCACUUUAAGAUUUUCUAAUGUAAUAUAGGCAUUUUGUUAGAAAGAAGUUUAUCUUUUAAUUACAUGUGAUGAGGAAGAAGAGAAAAGGAAGCGAAACUGAUGCUUGUAAAAGUAAACCCAGCAAAGAAGAAUUGGGACAAACUGGAGAUUCACUGGAAUCAUUGAAUAUUAGGUCCCAUUACUCAUUAGAAGAUUACAGUAGGAUAAGAAAGAGGUGCAAAGAAGAUGCAAGCCCCAAACCUCUUGGCUCGUUUAAAAGUAGGUUUGCAGCUAUUGCUACUGCCCCACCUUGUGGUGCCUCUUUGUCUUUGGUUCCCCCAGGACGAGGACUUAAGAGGAAGAUAGGGUGCAUAGAUGUGAAUACUCAACUGGGUAGGAAGAAUAGGGUUGAAGAUGACUACACUAAGGUUGAUGUAAUCGGGCAUGGAAAAUUUGGGUCUGUAUGGUUGGUGAAGUCUGGGGUUAGUGGCACAGAGUUUGCAUGUAAGACUUUGCGUAAGGGAGAGGAGACUGUUCACAGGGAGGUGGAGAUAAUGCAGCACUUGUCAGGUUAUCCUGGGGUUGUCACAUUGCAUGCAGUCUAUGAGGAAGCAGAGUGUUUCCAUCUUGUGAUGGAGCUGUGCUCUGGGGGGCGGUUGAUAGACCAGAUGCUGGAGAUUCAGUAUUCUGAACAACGUGCUGCUAGUAUAUUCAAGGAUGUAAUGUUGGUUAUUAAGUAUUGUCAUGAUAUGGGAGUUGUGCAUAGAGAUAUAAAGCCAGAAAAUAUUCUUCUCUCCAACUCGGGGAAAAUAAAGCUUGCAGAUUUUGGCCUGGCAAUGAGAAUUUCAAAUGGUCAGUCUUUGUCUGGUUUGGCUGGAAGUCCGGCUUAUAUCGCUCCUGAAGUUCUGUCUGGCAAUUAUUCUGAAAAGGUUGAUAUAUGGAGUGCUGGUGUCCUCCUACAUGUUCUCUUGGUUUCCGUUCUUCCAUUUAAAGGAGAUUCCUUGGAAGCAGUUUUUGAGGCAAUCAAGAAUGUGAAGCUAGAUUUCCACUCAGGAAUAUGGGAAAAAAUAUCUAAACCUGCACGGGAUCUGAUGGCAAGAAUGCUGACUAGGGAUGUUUCAUCAAGGAUAACAGCUGAUGAAGUUCUAAGGCACCCAUGGAUAUUGUUCUACACAGAGCACACGUUAAGGACAUUAACCUACAAGUCAAAAUUGAAGAACCAAGUGGGAGUAUCAUCCCGGGACCCCCGUCAACUAGCCGUCCUUUCUGGACAACAUUUGGCUAGAACCAAGGCUACCAAGAUAGAUGGUGAACUGCAUGGUGAGGGUUCAGACCUUCACUCAUCAUCUGAAAGUUGGAGCUCUAAAUUAGAGGAGCAAGAUGACUGCAAUAUGGUGGAUGUGCUUGCGGUGGCCAUUUCCAAUGUGAGGAUUUCAGAGCCAAAGAGAAGUCGACUGUGUGGUCCCACCGGCCCAAUUGAGCAGCAGUGUUCAUCUAACAUGACAGCUAACAAUCUAUGUAGAGCAUUUUGAUCCUGCUGAUAAGCUGACAGUCAUAACAUCACUGUUUUUGGAGCUGGGGUCAAACAUUAACCUGUCCAGCACAACAAAUAUCUAGUAACUGUGGUGUUAAUUCUCCGCAAUUUAGUUGACUUGUACUUCUUAGUAGCUAAGUUUUAAUAAUUGUUGACAGAGAAUUCGUGUACAGAAGAUGUAAAUAUAAUGUUUGAUAAUGAUGAUUCUGGCUUGCCGUAGCUUUCACCCUAUGCA